Molecule: messenger RNA, 2713 nt
Organism: Paramormyrops kingsleyae
Lineage: Eukaryota; Metazoa; Chordata; Actinopteri; Osteoglossiformes; Mormyridae
Gene: vti1b
Product: vesicle transport through interaction with t-SNAREs 1B
Biological process (GO): retrograde transport, endosome to Golgi; Golgi to vacuole transport; regulation of protein localization to plasma membrane
Cellular component (GO): SNARE complex; Golgi apparatus; ER to Golgi transport vesicle membrane
Molecular function (GO): SNARE binding; SNAP receptor activity
Source: RefSeq, a predicted model, not a curated record
UCGGGCAGCAGUUCAGGCGAAGGACCUCUCGGUAGUAAUGCGGAAGUUGGAGUUUGUGGUAUUUCCUCUGGUCUCUAAUGCGGGGCCAACUGCAAUAAAUGCGUAUCGGGAAAUAUUUCUUGUUUGAAAAAACAUCCAUUCAGCAAGCCAGAUAUAAAACACUGUAAAAUGUCAUCGGAGGAGUUUGAAAAAUUGCACGAAAUCUAUAAAAGUCUUUAUGAUGAGCUGAAGUUGAUGCCGGACAGAGCUGCGCGAUGUCACGGAGAGGAAAGGAAGAGGUUGGUCAGAGACUUUGAUGAAAAAGUGGGAGAAGCAGAGGAAAUGCUGCAGGGUAUGGAUAAGGAGCUGCGUGUAGCGCCCUCCUCCUUUCGCAACUCGAUGUCGGCGAAGCUGCGCCUGUAUCGCAGGGACCUGGGCAAGCUACAGCGCGACAUGAAAAGCUGCGAGCCGUCCCUGGGCUUCUCCGGGCGGCCAGGGGAGAGCGGCCACGGCAGCUAUGGCAUCUAUGCCUCGCAGAAUGAGCAGAGUACCCAGGCACAGUCCCAUCGUGCGCUGCUCCUCCAGGGUACGGAGUCCUUGCACCGCGCCACGCAGAGCAUCGAGCGCAGCCAGCGGAUCGCCGUGGAGACAGAGAAUAUUGGCAACGACAUCAUCGAGGAGCUGGGGGAGCAGAGAGAGCAGCUGGACCGGACCCGUGACCGGCUCAUUCACACGGGGGAGAACCUGAGUCGCAGUCGCAAGAUUCUGCGUUCCAUGUCUCGGCGGCUCAUGACUAAUAAGCUCCUUCUGUCAGUCAUCAUUCUCAUGGAGCUGGCCAUCCUGGGAGCUGUCGUCUACCUCAAGUUCUUCCGCCGCUAGGAGGGGGUGUGUCACAACUAAAUGUGAUGGGUUGCACAGCUGAGCCACUCUUCUGUAUGAUGUUCCUCACCCACCCCCCGCCCCACCCUUGCGUUCCUUAAUUUGGCAAAGAGGUUGGAUGGCCCAGCACAAUAUGCCCCCCCCCCCCGAAAAUCCUCCUUCAUACGUGUUUCCAUGACUUCAGAGGAGCGGGCAGGGGGAACCGAUGGACUGCCAGAGCCAUGUGCUUCUGGAUUUCUGACUACAGGGGGAGCAUUAUUCCAAGCUGGUUUUUUACCACCUAUGAUGUAGACGCAUGAAAUGGGUGGCUGACUGGUGCUCUUACAGCGACUGGGGAAUGAAGUCCCCCUUCCCCCUUAUCCUUAUAUCGCCUGUAAGUGCCAGAAUUUGCUGCCGAGCACAGACAGCGCCCCCUAAAGGUGUGGCUGUCUUGGUGUGCCCGCACAGCCCCUAACUCCCCCCCCCCCCCCCCCCCUUUCCCAAAUGACUGUAGCUUCUGUCAACUCGAGCAAUACUGUAAAUACGGAGAUGUUAAUGUUACAGAGACACGUGAUAACUUAUGAUUCGAUAUAAAAGGCACUAAUGAAUAACUAACUUGCAUUUUCUUUUAAAUAAAUUCUGUCCUGUGGGGUUACCUGUAACUGAUUGAUUUUGAUUGAUAGUGGCAUCAUUUGAAGUCUUUUGCUGAGAAAACAUGGUACGGAGCGCAGUUCUGAUCUGUCACGAGUGGAUUUUGUGAACGUGUUAAUUAUAAGGUGAUUUUGAAGUACUGUAAUCAGAGAGGUAACGGUGAUGUAAGACACUCUGCUAUGUAACACAUGCCGGCUAGUGUUUUUUUUACCCCGUCAGGCAAAACAUUCUUCACCCGUUUGCUAGUUUCUUUGAAGACUUGCUAGAUAUGUCAGUCUUUCCACUUUUGGGUUUUUCCUUUUGGGUGCCUUGCAGGGUUGUUUAUACAGCAUGUUUAUAACUAAACUCUACUGUUAUGAUUUGCAUCGCUCAGUCCUUACUGCACUGCGGGGCUGGCUCACUGGGUUUGGUGUGACAGGCGAGUCGCUGCCAUCCCACAUACCAUCAAGGACGGCGUGCCCUAGCGCUGAGCCCUCAGUCACACAUCACGGGCGAGAUGGCGAUGCCAGUUUGCAUAGCCGUGCGGCUCUGGAAUGAAGGACAUUCAUGUGACAUGGAAGAGAACGUUCAAACUUUCACACACACGCAGCUGGGGUCAGCCUUAAGCCCUCCCGCACGGCGUUCCCCGCUCGCCGAGUGCUAUAAGCACUUCUCGUUAGGCCAUCUGUGGAUGAGAAUGACAAGACACAAAAGCAUGCGUUUGCCAUAAAUAGUACGGGCUGAUGAGCGCUACUCCGCAGCCCCGGAUCACAUUCCCCACAUGGGAGGCCGGCCGGCCGGACCUGGACUCCACCCAGGUUCAGUCAUUCCACAGCAGUGAUUUUUACAACGGCUCCGCACCGCUCUGGAUGGAAGACCCCUCUGAAUGUGUGCGCUCCAUAAACAGGUGUGGCCCGGCAGUCACUGUUAUCCCCGAAUUUGAUCAAUAAGUAGAGGUCUGCACAAGACAGAAUUUUAAAUCCCGCCCACAGCCAUAAGAUUCUGUUCCACUCCUGCAGAACUUUGUCACAUUUUGUCCAAAUCUAAGGAGAAAUACAUUUUAUUUCAUUAUGCUUAUUUUCAGGUUAGGAAUAAACCUGUAGCCUCAACAAAUGGGUUAAAUUCAGUGUUUAACAGUGAAAAGAGGCCAUGAUUCACACACAGUAGGCUAGUCACACAUGGGCAUGUUUUACCGCCAGUGUUUGCAGUAAUAAAAUCCACACAUUUGUUGUGGUUUUAUCUUUCA